AUGGCUCGAUCACGAUGCACUUAUUGCCAAUGCGAAAUAUUUGGACACCAUUUACGAUGCGCGGAAUGUGUCGAUUUUGACCUUUGUUUACGGUGCUUUAGCCUGGGCGCCGAGGUAGCUUCUCAUCGACGAGAUCAUUCUUUCACAAUAAAGAAUGACCAUGGUCCUUGUGUAUUUGAAGACAUGGGCAGAUGGUCUCUUGCAGAAGAGAAUAUGCUUCUGGAUGCCGUUGAGCAGUAUGGAUUCGGUAACUGGAAUGGGGCUGCAGCACAUUUAGAGACCAGAACCACAACAGAAUGUGAAGACCAUUACAGGCGAUUCUACAUUAAUGGAGCUAUUGGUGGUGCAACCCUCCAAGAAGUUCCUAGACCAAACAUAACAGAUCACACUGCUACAAAUGGAGUGUUGGCGGGUCCUUUGUCGCCGAGUCUGACCAUUCCAGUAACACCUUUAGAAGUUGGCUUACAGCAGCAGCAGGAGCUGGGGUACAUGCCUUACAGAGAUGAUUUUGAAAGGGAGCAUGAUAAUGAUGCAGAGGCACUCAUCAGUAGCUUGUCUGUUAAUCCAGAUGAUGAUGAUAUAAAUAUUUCAAUCCGGCUAGCUCAGAUUUACAAGUACCGCUUGCGACUGCAGGAAAGGGACAAAAGAAAAAGAAUAGCUCGAGAGUAUGGUCUCAUAGCUGCUGGUGCACCACCUGCUUCUAAAAUUCCAAAAACGCCAAAUUUGAAGAAAAAAGUGGGCAAGACAGGCAGAGAAUUACAGGAAAGGUUAAAACCUUUUUGCCAGUUUCAUUCAAAGGCAGAACAUCAAACGUUGUUUGACAAUAUAAGGAGAGAAAAAGAAAUAAAAGCACGGAUCAAAGAUCUGAUACGUCUGAGGAAGAAUGGUAUCACCAAAUUGGCAGAUGAAGAAGUGUUUGAGGAAGAAAAGUUUAAGAGAGAAAAGCAGAAAGAAAAUAAGAGAAAGCUGGCAAUGGCUUCAACACCAAAAAGAAAUUCACAAGUGUCCAAAAAGGCAGAAGGAAAACUGGACACAACUGAAACAUCGCCAGAUAACAGUGCAGAUAAAACUGAGGAUAGCAGUAUUGUUCUUUGCAAGGAAAUUAAUAACAGCAUGCCUGGAUAUGAACUCAUUUCUGAGAAUGAGAAAAAGUUGUGUAAUUCCAUGGGCAUGUCUCCGGCAAAUUAUAUUACAAUCAAAACUUGUAUAAUAAAGGAUUAUCUCCAGAGAUGCAACGGUAAAGAUGUAGGCAAAUUUCGUUAUCCAGGAGGGAUGGAUAAGACACACAGACGCAAAAUUAUAGGGUUUUUACAAGAUAAUUUAUGGAUUAGUGCAUCAUAA
This is a messenger RNA of Candidula unifasciata, 1341 nucleotides long. The record is from the annotation of a GenBank genome assembly. Lineage: Eukaryota; Metazoa; Mollusca; Gastropoda; Stylommatophora; Geomitridae.